Molecule: messenger RNA, 4128 nt
Organism: Micropterus dolomieu (smallmouth bass)
Lineage: Eukaryota; Metazoa; Chordata; Actinopteri; Centrarchiformes; Centrarchidae
Product: protein NLRC3-like
Exons: 11
Coding region: 80-3370 (1096 amino acids)
Molecular function (GO): protein binding
Source: RefSeq, a predicted model, not a curated record
GCAGGGACCAGACUCUGCUGGACCUGGACCUGGACCUGGACCUGGACCCAGCUGUGUGUCCAUCAAGAGUGACAAGUCUAUGGGCAGAUCUAUUGACUUCAAAGGGGGACACCACUCUGCUGAUCAAAGCUUUCAGAGUCCCGACUCUUCUGUACCCAGCUGUGUGUCGCUCAAGAGUAAUUGGUCUAUGGAGAGACAACCUGGCUUUACAAGUGGACAACACACUACUGAACUUCUUGAGAUCCAGCAGCAAAGACAAGCCUGUCCUGUGCCCACAUGUAUGUCCAUAAAGAGUGACAGCUCUAUGGAUCAACCUCUUUACUUUUCCAAGCAAAUUGUUCAGUCUGCCCAGCAGCAUCAAACAGACCAGGACUCCAUAUUUAUGCUGCUUGAGGACAAUAUUGUCAGUUUUGUGAAAAAUGAACUGAAGAGAUUUCAGAGGGUUCUAAGUCCAGAUUACCCAGAAUGCUUAGUAAGUCAGAGGGAGGAUGAGGAGAAGUUGGACGGUGAGGAGGAGGAGCAGAGGAGGAGCAGCAGAGAGGCAUUUCUGAACAUCACACUGCACUUCCUGAGGAGAAUGAAGCAGGAGGAGCUGGCUGAGCGUCUGCAGAGCAGAACUGUUGCUGCAGUGUGCCGACGUAAACUCAAGUCUAACCUGAAGAAGAAGUUCCAGUGUGUGUUUGAGGGGAUUGCUAAAGCAGGAAACCCAACCCUUCUGAACCAGAUCUACACAGAGCUCUACAUCACAGAGGGAGGGACUGCAGAGGUCAAUGAUGAACAUGAGGUCAGACAGAUUGAAACAGCAUCCAGGAAACCAGACAGACCAGAAACAACCAUCAGACAAGAAGACAUCUUUAAAGCCUCACCUGGAAGAGAUGAACCAAUCAGAACAGUGAUGACAAAGGGAGUGGCUGGCAUUGGGAAAACAGUCUUAACACAGAAGUUCACUCUGGACUGGGCUGAAGACAAAGCCAACCAGGGCAUACAGUUCACAUUUCCAUUCACUUUCAGAGAGCUGAAUGUGCUGAAAGAGAAAAAGUACAGCUUGGUGGAACUUGUUCAUCACUUCUUUACUGAAACCAAAGAAGCAGGAAUGUGCAGCUUUGAAGAGUUCCAGGUUGUGUUCAUCUUUGACGGUCUGGAUGAGUGUCGACUUCCUCUGGACUUCCACAACAAUGAGGUCCUGACUGAUGUUACAGAGUCCACCUCAGUGGAUGUGCUGCUGACAAACCUCAUCAGGGGGAACCUGCUUCCCUCUGCUCGCCUCUGGAUAACCACACGACCUGCAGCAGCCAAUCAGAUCCCUCCUGAGUGUGUUGACAUGGUGACAGAGGUCAGAGGGUUCACUGACCCACAGAAGGAGGAGUACUUCAGGAAGAGGUUCAGAGAUGAGGAGCAGGCCAGCAGAAUCAUCUCCCACAUCAAGACAUCACAAAGCCUCCACAUCAUGUGCCACAUCCCAGUCUUCUGCUGGAUCACUGCUACAGUUCUGGAGGAGGUGUUGAAGACCAGAGAGGGAGGAGAGCUGCCCAAGACCCUGACUGAGAUGUACAUCCACUUCCUGGUGGUUCAGUCCAAACUGAAAAAUGUCAAGUAUGAUGGAGGAGCUGAGACAGAUCCGCACUGGAGUCCAAAGAGCAGGAAGAUGAUUGAGUCUCUGGGAAAACUGGCUUUUGAGCAGCUGCAGAAAGGCAACCUGAUCUUCUAUGAAACAGACCUGACAGAGUGUGGCAUCGAUAUCAGAGCAGCCUCAGUGUACUCAGGAGUGUUCACACAGAUCUUUAAAGAGGAGAGUGGACUGUACCAGGACAAGGUGUUCUGCUUCGUCCAUCUGAGUGUUCAGGAGUUUCUGGCUGCUCUUCAUGUCCAUCUGACCUUCAUCAACUCUGGUGUCAAUCUGCUGGCAGAAGAACAAAUAACCUCCCAGCAGUCUAAAGUCUUCAGAGACAAACCUAAACUUAAACUUCUCCACCAGAGUGCUGUGGACGAGGCCUUACAGAGUCCAAAUGGACACCUGGACUUGUUCCUCCGCUUCCUCCUGGGUCUCUCACUGCAGACCAAUCAGACUCUCCUGCGAGGUGUGCUGACACAGACAGGAAGUAGCUCAAAGACCUACCAGAAAACAGUUGAGUACAUCAAGAAGAAGAUCAGUGAGAAUCUGUCUCCAGAGAGAAGCAUCAAUCUGUUCCACUGUCUGAAUGAACUGAAUGAUCGUUCUCUAGUGGAGGAGAUCCAACAGUCCCUGAGUUCAGGAAGUCUCUCCACAGAUGAACUCUCUCCUGCUCAGUGGUCAGCUCUGGUCUACAUCUUACUGUCAUCAGAAAAAGAUCUGGACGUGUUUGACCUGAAGAAAUACUCUGCUUCAGAGGAGGCUCUUCUGAGGCUGCUGCCAGUGGUCAAAGCCUCCAAGAAAUCUGUGCUGAGUUUCUGUAACCUCUCAGAGAGAAGCUUUGAAGCUCUUUCUUCAAUUCUCAGCUCCCAGUCCUCUAGUCUGAGAGAGCUGGACCUGAGUAACAACGACCUGCAGGAUUCAGGACUGAAGUUGCUCUGUGUUGGACUGGAGAGUCCACACUGUAAACUAGAAACUCUCAGGCUGUCAGGUUGUAGGGUCAGUGAGGAAGGCUGUACUUCUCUGGCUUCAGCUCUGAGCUCCAACCCCUCCCAUCUGAGAGAGCUGGACCUGAGCUACAAUCAUCCAGGAGACUCAGGAGUGAAGCUGCUGUCUGAUGGACUGGAGGAUCCACACUGGAGACUGGACACUCUCAGGGUGGAUUAUUGUGGUGAAAAGAUGCUGGAACCUACCGUGAGGAGGUAUUUCUGUAAACUCACACUGGACACAAACACAGCACACAGAAACCUCAAACUGUCUGACAACAACAGGAAGGUGACGCUGGUGAGAGAGAAGCAGCCAUAUCCUGAUCAUCCAGAGAGAUUCGACUACUGCUGGCAGCUGCUGUGUAGAAAUGGUCUGACUGAUAGCUGUUACUGGGAGGUUGAAUGGGAUGGAGAGGUUGUUAUUGCAGUGACUUACAGACGAAUUGGUAGAAGAGGAAAGGACGGUGAUUGCAGGCUUGGAUGGAAUGAUCAGUCCUGGAGUCUGUACUGCUCAAAGAAACAUUACUCUGUUUGUCACAAUAAAACAGUGACACCCAUCUCCCACCUGCCCUCCUCCUCCUCCUCCUCCUCCAACUAUUGCUCUAAGAAAGUAGCAGUGUUUGUGGACUAUCCUGCUGGCGCUCUGUCCUUCUACAGAGUCUCCUCUGACACACUGAUCCACCUCCACACCUUCAACACCACAUUCACUGAACCUCUUUAUCCUGGCUUUGGUUUUGGUUUUGGUUUUGGAUUUAAGGCCAGUAUCUCUGUGUGAGCUGUAGGAAGAAUUCUCCUGGAUGAAGAAAUACACAGCUGUUAAUUGUAUUAAUUGGCAAUUGAUUUCGAAUUGAUUUAUAAUGACACAUUUUAUUUGUUUCUGACUUUGUUUUCACAUAUACACAGCAAAACUAGUUUUUCAUGUUUGUAGUUACUUAGAGUGGGAGAGAGUCAGUCUGUGAUCAUCUUCACUGGGUUUUAAUACAGCCAAGUUUACUUUGUAGUUGUUUUCAUUUACAUAUUUCUCUGUUUCUGUUGUCAGACUACAGAACAAGUGUGAUAAAAAAAAAGAGAUUAAACAAAAGGUUGUUGUAUUUAAUCCAGCCACAGACCUUCUGGUAUCAUCUAGGUCCAAGCUUAAAGUAAAGCUUCUACAACACAAACAACUUUGUUAUAUAUGUUAUAUAACAGACGCUCUGUUUCUGAAAUGUUUUCAUUUGCAUUGAAACCACAACAGAUGCAUCAAGAAACUGUCAUCACUCUUAUGUUUGUCUUUCCACUUUCUUUUUGACCAUCUUCUGUGUUGAUUCAACAUGAGACUGUAUAAAAUUUUCAUGGUGUUUUUUUGUAUUUUAUUCUGUUCUGGUCUAUUCUCGGGUGGUGUUGUACAUUGCUUUAGCACAAUGUCUUUUUUAAACCAAUUAGGGUUAAAUUCUGUAUUUAAUGUCAUCUUGUGUUUUUAUCUUGCUUCAUAUUGUAGGAAAAGUAGAAACAACUAAAUAAAGAAAUUAAGCUUUCUGAAGCAGCUGUACCAAA